Molecule: messenger RNA, 1389 nt
Organism: Zasmidium cellare ATCC 36951
Lineage: Eukaryota; Fungi; Ascomycota; Dothideomycetes; Mycosphaerellales; Mycosphaerellaceae
Exons: 1
Coding region: 1-1389 (462 amino acids)
Biological process (GO): positive regulation of transcription by RNA polymerase II
Cellular component (GO): nucleus
Molecular function (GO): zinc ion binding; transcription cis-regulatory region binding; DNA-binding transcription factor activity, RNA polymerase II-specific
Source: RefSeq, a predicted model, not a curated record
AUGCUCAACAGCAAAAGCCGACGGAUCGUGGAGGGAUCUUGUUGGGCUUGCCGGAAGAGGAGAGUAAAGUGCAGCCUCGACAAACCCAGCUGCAUACGCUGCGAACGCAGUGGAUCGGACUGCGAGUAUGGGACGAAGCUUCAGUGGGUGGGUGGGCCGGCAGCGCGAGGACGGUAUGCGCCAGCCUCGCCCACUUCUCCACCAAAUGCAGCAACAUUCCAGGACACGCACCUGACACUCUCCGCAUCACUGUCGACGCCAGAUUUGGACUCGCAAUCUUUGGUGCUUUAUUUCUCCAACGCCGUCAUUCCGCGUUUCCAACUGGCUGGCUCCAGUAUACUCAUCGACGAGGGCGCUAUCAUCCGAGAUCCUACCUUACGACCAGCCGUGCUCGCCGUCUCCAAAGCUCACCAUCACUUCUGCUCACGCUCUCCCAUCGACAAAGGACGUCACUCGAGCGAGCAAGCACGGCAAUUAGCACUCACCAGUUUCCGACAUCGUCUCGAGUCCGGCGUGAGCUGUGCACCAACAGCGCAGGACCUGCUACAGGUGGUGAUCUUGUUUUGCAUGUUGGAUGGAGUCAUCUUUCCAGAGACGGAGAGCAAUGCUUCCGUCCAACAUCUCAAGGGCGGGUACUCCCUCUUGGAUUCAUGGGCUUCGAUUGUCCCGAAUAUGGUCAUUGCAGGAGGCUUGCAGGCUCACCUCGUCUCCAUCUUUGUAACGAUGGACUUGGUUCAUGCAUUAUUAGCUGGAGAAAGGCCAUACUUCACUCCCACGACCUGGCUCAUGUUUGGCGAGGUAGACGCCUGGUGGGGACGUCUGGCCUGUGGCGAUCGCUUUUUGACAUUGCUGAAGGGCUUCUCCGAGAUGGCAUCACUUGGACAUUUUGUCAAGUCACACUUACCAGAGAACUCAGCAACACAACUUGCCCAGAAAUGCAUUCCUUCAAUCGAGAUGAUGCUCGCAGGGCCCACUGGCAUGGAAACGAGCCCAACGUUCGCCUCCGCCGCCGAAUGGGAUGCCUUCUGUUCGAUUUACGAAAUCGCUGCCACAAUCUAUAGCCAUCGAACGCUGCGCGGCCGAUCCGUCUCACAUGAAGCUGUACAGAGUGCCACAAGAAGAGGGAUCUCCAAACUGAUGGACGACCAGCUCCCAGGAAUGCUGGCUCAUUGCGUUGUCUUUCCACUGCUCGUGAUCGGCAGUCACUGUAUCCACACCCAAGACAGGAAGGCAGCAUCCGAGUUCCUCUCGCCGUCGACUUCUUAUCUAUCUUUCGGCAGCCUUGUCCUCAUGACCGAUCUACUCCAGGAGAUAUGGUCUCAAAGCAAUGUGGAUUCGACCUGGUGGGAAAUGUUCGAGCCCGUCUCAAGCAAGACGUUCUUGUUCUGA